Molecule: messenger RNA, 3735 nt
Organism: Centropristis striata (black sea bass)
Lineage: Eukaryota; Metazoa; Chordata; Actinopteri; Perciformes; Serranidae
Product: delta-type opioid receptor-like
Exons: 4
Coding region: 164-1294 (376 amino acids)
Biological process (GO): G protein-coupled opioid receptor signaling pathway; sensory perception of pain; neuropeptide signaling pathway
Cellular component (GO): membrane; neuron projection
Molecular function (GO): dynorphin receptor activity; neuropeptide binding
Source: RefSeq, a predicted model, not a curated record
CUGCUGCUGCUCUCCAGGCGCGCAGUGCCAUCACCAAACUUUGAUGCGCUGUAACCUUCAUAAAGGAAACAAAACAACCCAGACUGAAUACAUUUUUUUUCAUUCAAUUCAUUUUUUAUAGGGUGUAAAAUUCGCUAUAUCCGGGUGGAUCAAGGUGUCAAAAAUGGAAAUAACUCCGGUUGAGAUAUUCAAAGAAGACAACAAUAAGUGCCUCUCCGCGCUGUUGGAGGACUGUCCGGUGAAUUCUUCAGCCUGGGUGUCCGGAUACUUGGAGAGUCGUAAUGUGACCCACGAUGAUAGCUGGGAGGCGGAGGGCAUGUCUCCCAUCAUCCCCAUCAUCACUGCAGUCUACUCCGUGGUGUUUGUGGUCGGCUUGUUGGGCAACUGCCUCGUCAUGUAUGUCAUCAUCAGGUACACAAAGAUGAAGACAGCCACCAACAUUUACAUUUUCAACUUGGCCCUCGCCGACGCCCUCGUCACCACCACGAUGCCCUUCCAGAGCACGGACUACCUGCUGAAUACUUGGCCUUUUGGCGAGGUAGUCUGCAAGGUCUUUAUCUCCAUCGACUACUACAACAUGUUCACCAGUAUCUUCACCCUCACCAUGAUGAGCGUGGACCGCUACGUGGCCGUGUGCCACCCAGUGAAAGCCCUGGACUUCCGCACUCCGAUCAAAGCCAAGAUGAUCAACGUGUGCAUUUGGAUCCUGUCUUCGGCCGCGGGAAUACCUGCUUUCAUCCUCGGCGGCACGCAGACGAAGAGCGACAUCACUGAGUGUGCCUUACAGUUCCCGGAGCCUUACGUGUACUGGGACACACUGAUGAAGAUUUGCGUGUUUGUGUUCGCCUUCGUCGUGCCUGUGCUCAUCAUCACCGUGUGCUACUCCCUCAUGGUCCUGAGGCUGAAGAGCGUCCGGAUGUUGUCCGGCUCGCGGGAAAAGGACCGCAACCUGCGGCGGAUCACGCGGCUGGUGGUGGUCGUGGUGGCUGUGUUCGUGGUCUGCUGGACGCCCAUUCACAUUUUCAUCCUGGUCAAGGCUCUCGUGAGCAUACCGGAAACAACCGCCAUCAUGGCCGCCUACUUCUUCUGCGUGGCUCUGGGCUACACAAACAGCAGCCUGAACCCUGUCCUGUAUGCCUUUCUGGAUGAGAACUUCAAACGCUGCUUCAAAGACUUCUGCCUCUCGGCCAAACUGAAGGGGGACAAGGUGUCUGGGAGCAAGAAGAACCCCAGCAGCGUGCGGGGGGCCGCCAUUCCCCUGGAGAACCCCGACGGGACUAGAAAGCCGACAUGACUAGCGGUGGAACUGUCUUCGAUUUCCCACAUUGGAAAAGAAGACUCACAUGACUUGGGCCUAACCCAUGUCACAUCCACAAUGUAGUUUUGACUCUAUUAGAUUAUUUUCAUUAUCACUUGGGGUUUAAUAUUUACAAGAUUUAUUUUCAGAGAUCAAAUGAAAAUCUCACCUUAUGAGUGUGUUCCAUGUUGACUCAUUUUUCCCUCAUGGCAGUCGUCAUAAAGAUUGUGUAUUUAGGUGGAAGAGAAUUUGGUUUAAAAGCACAAUAUGUCAUUUUCUGCCGCUGGAGGUCUUUCAAUCAAAACAAUAGACAGAGUGUCAGUAUGGUCGAGCUGCGGCCUGUAGCAGUCAGCUUCUCCCGGUUGGGAUUCCUUAACUGUUCGUUGUUCAGGAGGUUUUUACCAAGAGCCAAAUUAUCUGCAGAGGUCUCCUCCUCACCAAAACAAAUGGACCUGUGGAUUAAGACAGGUAAAAACACUGAAUAAAGCAGAUUUACUUUAAAAAACAUUGUUUUUCUGAUGAUGUUUGGCAGACGGCUAUUAAUGGUUUCUAAGAUCUAGACGUUCAAUGACUAAAAUCUCAUCAUCCGGCUAAAAUAUAUAGUUAAAAAUGACCAAGAUCUAAAAAUGCAUCAUAAAAAUGUGUCUCAAAAUGGGAUCAAAAGUAAUUUUAUGACAGCAGCUGGCAGACAACACUGAUGCAUAUGCAAAGGGGAUAUGAGGUCACUGAGAGGCAACCUAAUGAAACAGACUGUUACCUUUCUUAAAAUGACAAAUUAUUCUUGGUUUUGGAAAUUGUUUGGAACAUUUGGCAUAAUAAUAAGAACACAACUUAUUACAAAACAAGUCUUGUACAUACUUUGAUGUUGAAAAGUUAUAUAUUUUACCUUUAAGCAGGAAAUAAGGCCAAAUUGAAUUCAAGUUUGUCUUUAAAAAGACAAAAACUGAACUUUAUUAAUAAUAAAAAGUAUUUACAUGAGUGGGACAUCCCGAGACCAUUUGGCACAUAUAAAACAAUACAAACAAUAUUCAAUAAUGCCAAAAUUCUCAGGAAAAUUGUUGAUUAUUUCAGCGAAAGAAUUUUAAAGGGAUGGAUUAAAAUUGUGACAUGAUUCUCUCCUUCGCAGUUUACUUGUUACAUCAGUGUUUAUGUAUAUCAAUUUAAUUGUAUUUUGUUUAUUUUUUCAUGUCAUUUCCUCCUAUAAUGUUAAAAUUUCUAUUGCCAAAUGUGCCUUUAACAGUCCAGGAUACAAACGUUUGUUGCCGCAGAAAAUGAUUUCAGACGUGAAUACUAAAUGGGGUCAAACAGCACUUCAUGUAUAAAGUGCUUUUAUACAUAAACAUGUCGGUGAUGGCUGCAUGAAUCACUGACAGCAGAUAUGUGCCAAAAACCUUUUCACCUCAGUGAAGAGUAUAGAUUGUGCUGAUUGACCGCAGUAUGAGAGAACUGACUCAUGUUGGACUUUGAAGUGUUUACUGGGAGGUAAACAACAACAACAACAAACAACUCGGCUGCAUUGAAGCAAGUUAAUCGAUGAGAAAAGUUAUAAAAUCCUGGACUUGAAUGUGCUUUUAAAAUUUGACAGAGGGCUCUCUAUCAGCUUUGACUCUGGAGUUGUUUCCAGUUUGAUAAGUUGUUUAAUUUAUGGUAAAUAAUUGAAUCACAUGUGCUUUGUGUGGCUCUUACAAUGCACACAUUACUGAAACUCUCAUUGUAAUGUUCUCAUCAGUCCAAUCUGAAAACAUGAAUCGCUGCUUAAACCAUUAAACGGUUUAUUAUGUCAGCUGUACAGUAUUAUAGUAUGUAGACAUUAUUUUAUAUAGAUGAGAAGAAAAAGUUUGCACAGACAUCAUUAAAAUAUACUGUAUUUGUAGCAUGUGAAUUAUCAUUGCUAUAAUAUUAAAGCAGCAUCGGCAGCCUGUAUGCUUGAUGGACUGUGCUGUUAUUUUGAAUGUACUGAAAAUAAACUUUGUAUUAUACAAACAUUCAUACUCAUCGUAAAAACUCAUCUAUUUCAUUAGAACUAAUAUUUAUGAAACACAUUUUAUAUAAUAAGCAUUCUGUUUGGUCUCUAAACCAGAGCUUUGUGGGUUUAAAGAAACUUUUUAAAGUCAAGUAAUCUCUAUGUGUACUGGCAUAAAACAGAUAAAGCGACUUGACAACAAAAAUAAGAGACAUUAUUCGAAGAAAAUACACUGUGACCAAGACAUCUUUUUCUUUCCAGUCUUUGUGCGUACUGUCAAAACCUGCUGCUGUAUAUUGGCUUUGUCUGCUGUCAGCUGACACGCAGACACAUUGAUCAGAACAUCCUGUGUGUGAAGUGGUUGAUAUUAAAGCAAGUUUAACAAAUCCACAUUGAUUCUCUUCUCUUGUUGUUGUCAGUUUUUAUUUGUGAACUCUCUGCAGUGCGUACUGCCAGAAACGUCUUUCUGUCAUUG